Seminavis robusta is the source of this 258-nucleotide messenger RNA. The record is from the annotation of a GenBank genome assembly. Lineage: Eukaryota; Bacillariophyta; Bacillariophyceae; Naviculales; Naviculaceae.
AUGAACCCCUUCAAAAAGGUGCUCAAUGGGAUCCGAAAGAAUACCGAGGAUCCACCGGGUGAAUACAACGGCAGCAGCAGCAAUAAUGUCCACGGGCUAAAACCCAUCCCCAAAAAGACCCAAGCCGUGGAAUUGGGCACCAUUGACUACAUCAACUUGACCCCCGACGGCAAGCACGGAGAUUUUAACGCCGCCGUCCAGGCGUCGUUGGAGACUGGAAAACCAAUCUUUGCCAACUUUGUGGAAUGGAGCGGAUGA